AUGGUACCUUCCGGCCAACAAUCUCGCCUCUGUCGUCAAUGCGCAUCUCGACUACCGUCUAUCUCUUCUCGCCAAUUUACUACCACCCGACGCAGAAAUGCGGCGACGUCAAUGGGGCCUGGAGCACAUGAGGGCAAGCUCCCAGAGUUUAAAAUGCCCAAAAUGGCCUCCAUGAAAUCCAAUUUCAAGAAUAUGGGCAAGAAAGAGGUGGGAGAUGACCUGGGCAGAAUCCCUAAUGCCCUUAUACUUCCCUCGGCCAAAGAGCUCCCAAGUUGGACUGCUCCCAAAUUCAAGAGACUCAGAAUCCACUUGUUGCACUUGAGACUGUCUCUUCAGAACUGGUUCGGACUUGCUUUCUAUCUCUUUUGGGAUGCACCGAAGGAUCUGGCCACGGGAAAGAAAAUGAGAAAACCCCUCGAACUCGCGAGCAGACAUAGAGUGGCCCGAUUGCUCCACGCAGAAUUUAACACCGCUCUGGGCGUGGGAGAUAUGAAUCGGUUGCAGAACGUUGCUUGUUCCGGACUGCUGUCCAAGGCGGCCGCGCGGAUAGAGAUGCGAAAGCAGUUUCGUGCCAAAGAUGAAUUUUGGACCAUCAGACGAUACCAGGGAAUCAAAUAUCCGGUGCUUCUGGAGAAAUGGCCUAUUUCGGUCUUCCUGCCCGCUGCCAGUACCCGAGUGGUCUCGGAUAGAAUUGUCGAGCUACCUUUCCCAAAUUCCAGUCUUCGUCAGUGUACCGUGCGGAUACGAACCAUACAGGAAGUCGGCUACGCGAAUGAAAAAGAUCUGAAAUUAUUGCCCUGCACAGAAUAUGUUGUCAUUCAGAAAAUGGUCUACAAAGGAGAAGCCGGGCCUUGGAAAAUGUGGGGGACAGUCGAACCGUCCACGAUGGAGGAAAUUGACAAAUUGCUUGAUGGCAAGCAAGAGGGUACGUCUAUGACCGACAGAUUGAAGGAGAAGUUCAUGUCGAUGGCUUCGUCCGCUGGUAUGUCAUAG
Messenger RNA from Rhinocladiella mackenziei CBS 650.93, 993 nucleotides. RefSeq lists its product as uncharacterized. The transcript is spliced from 2 exons. Lineage: Eukaryota; Fungi; Ascomycota; Eurotiomycetes; Chaetothyriales; Herpotrichiellaceae. Bases 1 to 993 code for a protein of 330 amino acids. The record is from RefSeq and is a predicted model, not a curated record.